AUGAGCCUAGGAAUGGAAAAUGGUAAAAUUAGUGACAAUCAAAUCACGGCUUCUAGUGAAUAUGAUGUGACUAACGGAGCACCAAAUGCGAGACUGAACUUCAGAGCACGUGACGGAUUAGCCGGGGCAUGGUCUCCGCGAACAAGUGAUCAGAGUCAAUGGCUGCAAGUGGAUUUCCAACGAUUUAUCAACAGUACAGGAAUAAGUACUCAAGGCCGAAAAGGCUGCGGUUGUAAUCAGUUUGUCAAAAGCUACACGAUCACUUUCAGCGACGAUGGAGAAAAAUUCCAAAGUCAUAAACCUGGGGGAGUAGUCAAGGUAAGCUGAAUUGCUGUCUUCCAUGUGAGGUGACGAAAUUGCAUUGCGUUUUUCUUAUUAUUAUUGUUUUAAUUUUAGGUAUUCGUGGCAAACACCGAUAUAAACUCCAUUGUCAAUCACGUUUUUACACCAUCAAUUGUAGCUCGAUGGAUUCGCAUUCAUCCAAGAGCUUGGAAUAACUAUAUAUCCAUGAGGGUCGAAUUGUACGGUUGCUAG
Molecule: messenger RNA, 534 nt
Organism: Paramuricea clavata
Lineage: Eukaryota; Metazoa; Cnidaria; Anthozoa; Malacalcyonacea; Plexauridae
Source: the annotation of a GenBank genome assembly